GGUCAUGGCAAUGAGGCAUUGGCUAGGAAGCUUCACUGUCACCCUGAGAGCAGUGAUUGAAGGCCAUGCAUUUUGCCUCUGGUCAGGAUUGGCACAUUUAUUGACCAACUUGAUACCUCUCUCAUACACCUGCCACAGCACUUACCUAGCUGUACCAUCCCAUCACAUAGAUCACUAUUCACUACUUAUACUACCUGAACCCUCUGAGCUUUCUGCAUUUUCCAGAUCCAUCUUCACUAGCAGUAUUAGGGUUUGAUAAAAACAUAAAAAUGUUCCUAGGGUUGGACUUGGAAUACUGGCUGGUGAACCACCCAACAAUAAGAAACUUCUCAUGGAUACCAGGCAAAACCCUAGGUUCCUCACCACUGUUUCUGUGCCUCACCAUCCUCUCAUACCUCUUCUCAACCUUCAUCCUCCCCCACAGGAUACCCCUCCCAUCAAUCCCCCCACAAAUCCUGAAACCAAUCUCAGCACUCCACAACAUCUCCCUCCUCCUCCUCUCCUUCAUCAUGGCCCUAGGAUGCCUCCUCUCCGUCUUCUGCUAUGCACCUCAUCUCCAAUGGAUCAUCUGCCUCCCCCCCCACACGAAGCCCACCGGGCCUCUCUUCUUCUGGGCCUACAUCUUCUACCUCUCCAAGAUCCUAGAGUUCGUGGACACGCUCCUCAUCAUCCUCAGCAACUCCAUCAAGCGCCUCACCUUCCUCCACGUCUACCACCACUCCACCGUCGUCGUCAUGUGCUACAUCUGGCUCCAAACCUCCCAGACCCUCUUCCCCGCCGUGCUCUUCACCAACGCCUCCGUGCAUGUGCUAAUGUACGCCUACUACUUAUCCUGCGCACUCGGGGUUCGCCCUAGGUGGAAGAAGCUCGUCACCAACGUUCAGAUCAUGCAGUUCUACUCCAGCUUCGGCGUCUUGGGUGUCAUGCUUUACUAUCACUUCACUGGCUCUGGCUGCUCCGGGGUUUGGGGUUGGGUCUUCAAUGUCGUCUUCUACGCUUCUCUUCUCGCUUUGUUCGUCGACUUUCACAAGAAGAGUUAUGGUGCUCCUGCUGCAUCCUCCAAGAAAAACCUCGCCGGUGCUAAACCUUCCAAGCCCUUGUUCUAUUUCAAUCACACUCACAAGUUUUAAUUUGUGGCCCUAAAGCAGUUGCAUUUAUCGUCUACCAACUACCCAUCGUCAAAAUAAAUUACUUGUACUCGGCAGUCGAUGGAUCUUCAAAAUGUUUCAUGCAACUGCUCUGCUUUCCUUUUCCUAUCUUCUGGCAUCUCUGCAGGU
Molecule: messenger RNA, 1277 nt
Organism: Cajanus cajan (pigeon pea)
Lineage: Eukaryota; Viridiplantae; Streptophyta; Magnoliopsida; Fabales; Fabaceae
Biological process (GO): sphingolipid biosynthetic process; fatty acid elongation, saturated fatty acid; fatty acid elongation, monounsaturated fatty acid
Cellular component (GO): endoplasmic reticulum membrane
Molecular function (GO): fatty acid elongase activity
Source: RefSeq, a predicted model, not a curated record